AUGGGACGCAGAGGGCCCGAGGAGAAGAAGGAGGAGGUGUGUGGUGUGUGGCUGGACGCGGCAGCGCUGAAGAGGCGGAAGGUGCAGACACAUUUAAUCAAACCAGGCACCAAAAUGCUGACAUUGCUUCCUGGAGAGAGAAAAUGUGAUAUUUCUUUUAUUCAAAGAAGAAGCACUCGGCAGACCAGUAUUGCAUCCUUUGUCACCUUGCAACCAGGAAUGGCAAAUGGGGGGAACCAGAAGAGCAUUUUAUCUCUCAAAGAAAAUCAGAUCAACAAAGAAUGCAAGAGAACCCAGGGAUUGGGGGAUUGCUUGGUAUCACCUUUGACCACGUCAGCUCCUGCAGACAUCCAGGAAGCUGGACAUUCUCCUCCAUCUUCCCAGUUCUCUAGCUGCCACAUUUUGGAAACACCGUCUUUGACUACAACAUCUUCGCCCCAACCUGACAUCCUGAUGGACACUGGACUAAGUAAAGCCUCCCUGACUUCUUCCUUUACCCAGGACAUGGAUGGUUAUUGUUUGCUGGACCGAAGAGAGGCCAGUAAGAAAAGGGAAUGGCUUCAUGAGUCUAAGACAAACUGUCCAGGCAUGGGAAGCCACAUUAGACCGUCUGCGAGUAAAUGCUAUCAGCCCUUGGACAAAGCUGAACUGGGAGAAAAAGGGACUGCCAAGGAAAACAGGCAGCCCUCUGUGCAUCUUCAAACCUACAGGUUAGAAUCCUGGAGUAGGAAAAAACCGCUGUUGGUGGCCAAAAGUCCUCUUCUUUCUGUGUUUUCCUGGGAUAGUGAAAGGAAUGAGAGGGACUCGUGGAGUCAGCUUUUCACUGAAGACUCCCAAGGCCAGCAGGUCAUUGCCCACAACACUAAAAUGCCUUUGCAAGAUAUAACCAAUGAUAGGAAUCAAGGCUCUGGGCCGUUUCCUGACAGCCCUCAGGUUCAGUGCCAAGAGCCUACUCUGUUACAGCUGCAGCCAAACCUCUUUACCCAGGACUCUGAAGGUAAUCGGGUUAUCAGACACUACUUUUAAAUGUUUGUGUGGGUCUAUCCUGAAGUGGCAGAGAUGGAGGGAAGAAGAGUGGGGCUGGGUAGAGAGGAGGGUUUAGGUGAGGCCAUGUGGGCUGAAGCAGUUGUCAUUAUGGAACAUUAUGCUCAUGUAAAUAAAGCAAGCAGUGUGCGGUAGACAUGCUUUUCUCUCAGGAAGGUGACUGGUGCAUUCCAUUGGAUGGAUGCCAACUGAGACAGUAGGACAGAACUGUUGACUGAAAUCACUUCUCAGUUCAGAAUUGCUACUCUGUUCUUCCAGAGGCCUGGCUGUUUUUGCUUCCUACAGAUAUGCUAUCUUUUCACCUCUGGCUGGACCACACAAGCAUGAGCUUGGGACCAUUAUUCCCAACUGCAUUUUAAGAGAUGUAUCCCUCCCCAACCCAGGUGUGUGGAGCUAGCUGGUGGGAGGGCACAUGAUCCUUUUUCUUUUUAAUAGUAACUAUAUACAUUGUUGACCUGGAACUGGAGAGAUGGCUCAGCAGUUGAGCAUUUGCUACCUCUGUAAAGACCCAGGUUCAGUUCCCAGCAUCCACAUGACCUCUGCAGGCACUGAGCAUACAUGUGGUACACAGACAUAAGAUGAAAUCAGUUAAAAACAAGUUGUUUGCUCUAUCUUCCCAUUCUCAAAUCUGUAAUAACCUAGUUUUUUUUUUUUAUUACUCCCUGCCCCGUCCUCCCAGAAGAGGGAGGUUCCUUUUGGAAAACUGUGAAGCUGGAUCUAGUGAUAAUUCAAAAAGUAACUUUUAGCUGGGUAUGACAACUUAGGAGACAGGAUUUCCAUGAGUUCAAGGCCAACUCACAGCCACUUAGGGAAUACUCAACCAGCCUGAGCUAGAAUGACACUGUAGUUUGAAAGAAAAUGGCGACAAAGGGAGUGACACUAUUAGGAGGUAUGGCCUUGUUGGGUUAGGUAUGGUCUUAUUGGAAGAAGUGUGUUACUGUGGGAGUGGGCUAUGAGGUUUCUUGUUUUCAAACUUUCCUUGGAGUGGUGGUCAGACCACUUCAUGUUGCAAGAUGUAACUCUCAGUUCCAGCUGCCUGCACGCUGCCAAGUUCCCCUUCAUGAUCAUAAUGGACUGAACCUCUGAAACU
Molecule: messenger RNA, 2134 nt
Organism: Microtus ochrogaster (prairie vole)
Lineage: Eukaryota; Metazoa; Chordata; Mammalia; Rodentia; Cricetidae
Gene: Aunip
Product: aurora kinase A and ninein interacting protein
Biological process (GO): spindle organization
Cellular component (GO): spindle pole; centrosome
Source: RefSeq, a predicted model, not a curated record